Messenger RNA from Cicer arietinum (chickpea), 1904 nucleotides. It is a transcript of the gene NAC42, whose product is annotated as NAC domain-containing protein. The record is from RefSeq and is a predicted model, not a curated record. Gene Ontology annotation, biological process: regulation of DNA-templated transcription. NCBI's taxonomy places the organism in Eukaryota, Viridiplantae, Streptophyta, Magnoliopsida, Fabales, Fabaceae. Gene Ontology annotation, molecular function: DNA binding.
UGACCGGAAGAGAGAGAUUAACCCAAACCCCUCCACCAAGAAACAAUUUUCCUUUUUUUUAAUAAGAAUAUAAAUAGAACCCUUGUAUCAUUCACACUCUCAAGUCACUCAACUAAUUCGUCGCGUUCGUGCUUCUUCUUCCUUCUCUGGGUUCCACUGUGCCGAUGACUUUUCUUAUCAGUACGGGAUCGUCAUCCAUUGUGGGCUCCCACUCUCAUCAACAACAUUUUAUCUCCAUGACCCGUCGCAGGCUUUGGUGUUCUUGGAAUAUCUUCUUCCGCCAUUGGACUUGAUCAUCAACUUUCUUCUCCAUUAUUAGGGUUAAUCAAUCAUCUCUAUUAAGUUAAUUAUUUCCCUCUUUUUUUUAUUUUCAAGUUUAGUUUUAGUUUUAGUUAUUCUUAUUUUUAAUUCUUGUUGCGCUUUCGGGACAAGAGUUUCUUUGUUUGUUGGAUUUAGGGGGUGUAGUUUAAGGUUGUUGUUAGUUUCUGAAGCAAUUUCUGUUUGGGUUUCUUUUUCUUUUCUUUUCUUUUUUGAUUUUUCGAUGGCGGAAACAAAAUUGAUUCCAGGGUUUCGAUUUCAUCCCACUGACGUUGAGCUGGUUAUGUAUUUUCUGAAGAGGAAGGUUAUGGGUAGAAAAUUCCCUUAUGAUGUCAUUGCUGAACUUGACAUUUACAAGUAUGCUCCAUGGGAUCUACCAGAUAAAUCUUUGCUCAAAAGUGGAGAUUUGAAAUGGUACUUUUUUAGUCCUACAGGAAAGAAAUAUUCCACUGGAGGGAGGAUGAAUCGGGCGACAGAAAUUGGGUACUGGAAGACUACUGGAAAGGAUAGAUCAAUUGAACAUAAGAAUCAAGUCGUGGGGAUGAUAAGAACAUUGGUGUUUCACACUGGCAAAUCCCAUAAAGGAGACCGAACCGACUGGGUUAUGCAUGAAUUCAGACUUGAAGACAAGUACCUAACUGACAAAGGCAUUCCACAGAAUUCCUAUGUGAUUUGUAGGGUAUUUCAAAAGGAAGGUCCUGGUCCCAGGAAUGGUGCACAGUAUGGAAAACCAUUUAAUGAGAAAGACUGGGACAGUGAAGAGGAAGUUGAUUGUCCUCAACCUGUCCCUGUUGCUGCUGUCUCUGCACCAGCCCCCAUUCUACCUAGCUCAUGCCAUAUCUCUGUAGCAAAUGACAUGCAUCCCACGACAAGUGGAUGCAUUGGACUGGCCUCUUCAUCAUAUCUAUCAAGGGUGAUGCCCUCUGGCGUGACACACCCUUCAGCUCCAAGCAAUCAAGUUGAUGAUGACAUUUUAUCCAUGCUUGCUAGUUUCAAAGAUGAUAACGAUACAUCAGCCAAGAAUGAAAACAAUGGAUCUGAGAAGGUAGAUAAUUCUGGUCAGGCAAACAAUGCUGAAGGUGCACCAUAUUUAGAUCCAAAUGAGAUUUUCGAGAGCUUGGGAGAUCUUGACAGCUUGAUUGGAUUGGAUGAAGGAGACGGCUUUUCAUAUGGCCAAAAAGAUGAAUAUACUAAAAACGAAAUGCCUUCUACUAGCAAUGUAUCUUUGUUUUGCGACCCUCAACACGAUUUCUUGGAGUUGACUGACCUAGAGGCGCCAUUGUUCUAGCAGACUAAACAACGAUGGAAGUUGGGGCCAAGAUAAGCAAGCUUAGAAAUUUGAGGAAGUACGGAAAGAAUUUGGUAGAACUAUAGCUGCAAGUACCUAAUAUGGAUUAGAAAAAGCUAUAGAUUCUCCUUCUAUUUUGGAAAACAUUGCCCGUGUUAUGAAUUUUGUCAAUUUGAAUUUGAACAUUAAUUUCUGGAAUAAGCUAACAUUAUGUAAACUGAUGAAAUUGUUGAAAGCUAUAUCCCGGUAAUUUGUUGGACUGUCUAUUAUUUUGAGUAAAAUCUUGUUAUGCUGAAAA